AUUUCGAGUCUGAAUUGAAGAUAAGAGUCCGUUAUCGUCAACUCACAACUGAAGAAUUUCGCUGUUUUGCAUCAAUAAUUUCUUUCGCUGUCACCAAAAUUCAGUAAAAAGAUUUCAAUGAUGGAGGAGGAAGAAGAAAUGAUGGUUGUUGAAGGUCAAGGUCACAUUGAGUUGGAUGAACAGGUUGAUAGAGAGGCUGUGAUUAUAAUGAAUGCCUUAGCUGGUGAAGCUCAUGGAAAUACAACAUUUCAGAUUAUAAGCCAUGAUGGACAGGUUCAUAUAGCAUCAGAAGAUAGUGGUCAUGUGACCCAACAUCUUGAUCAGAAUGGACAACCAAUCAUCGCUGUUAAUCUGGCUUUCGCACAGGAAGGUCAGGAUCUCCAACAACUUGGUUUAACAGAAAGCAUUUAUGUUGAGUUACCAGUAGCAGAACAGAACACUGAGAUGAUCGUGGAAGACGAUCAUCACCAUAGCAACCAUACUCAAGAGAGUUUGCUAGAGAUUGUUGAGAGAGGUGAGGUCGACAAGUUACCUAAUCAAGCAGAGGCGAUAGAAAUCAAUUUAGAAACCAUAGGCAGAGAUAGACUACCAACCAAUCAUAGCAUAGAUACUGUUAUACAAAUACCAGAUGAAUUGACCAAUCAGAGCGCUGAUAAUAUGAACCAAGAAGCUAGCUUAACCAAUGAGAACUCUACUCCUGCCUUACUUGAAUCUGAAGUGACCAACCAGUGUUCAGUUAUCUUGAGACCAGAUUCUUGUUUGACAAAUGAGACUGCAGAACCCGUCAUGAUGGAGUCAGAAUUGACCAAUCAGAGCGCAGAUACUAUCACACCACAAGUUGGAUUGACCAAUCAGAGCACAGAUACUAUCACACCUCAAGUUGGAUUGACCAAUCAGAACACAGAUACUAUCACACCUCAAGUUGGAUCGACCAAUCAGAGCACAGAUACUAUCACACCUCAAGUUGGAUCGACCAAUCAGAGCACAAAAACUGUCACACCUCAAGUUGGAUCGACCAAUCAGAGCGCAGAUCCUGUCACCCCUCAAGUUGGAUUGGCCAAUCAGAGCACAGAUACUAUCACACCUCAAGUUGGAUUGGCCAAUCAGAGCACAGACACCAUGAACCCAGAAACAGAGGUGACCAAUGUUAGUGCAGGUCGGGAGGCUGAGUUGACCAAUGAGAGUGCAGAUACUGUGAUAAGAGAAACUGAGAUCAACAAUCAGAAUGCUACGUCAGUAACAAAACGCUCAAAUAAUGCAGAGCUAGAGCAAUCCUCUAAUAAAACCCAAGGAACCAAACGUGAUUCCAAUAUGAAGUCUGUGUCAAGGGGUACCCCCAGGAAACAAGCUCCAGUAAAGACACCAGAAGCAUCCCAUAAAGUCUGUCAUUACUGCUGGAAAGAGUUCAGAACAGAAAGGCAACACCGUGCCCAUGAGAAAUCUCAUGCCAAAGAAGAAUCACCUUACCUUUGUCGCUACUGCAAUAAGUUAUUUGACACAGAUGGACAGAGGAUGAAACACAUGAAGCAGAAACAUUCCCUUUCUAAAUGUGAAGAAUGUGAGGCUUGCUUUGAUAAUGAGGCACUUCUUGCAAAGCAUAUGAUGUUGCAUAGUCGGCCUAAGAUGUUUAUGUGUAAUAUCUGUGGGUCAAUGUUUACCAAGGAGAGUUACCUCAUCUGCCAUAAGGUUGUCCAUGAAGAAGAAGAGCUUGGGGAGACUAUGGAAGCAGCAGUAGAUGAGACAGCAAAUAAUAAGUAUAUCAGCCAUGUGAGAUCAAUAGGGAAGACUGUAGAUGAAGGACAGGAAGAGGUGACAGAGACUUUAGUUGAAGGACAGGAAGAGAUGACGAAGACUGUAGAUGAAGGACAGGAAGAGGUAACAGAGACUGUAGAUGAAGGACAGGAAGAGAUGACGAAGACUGUAGAUGAAGGACAGGAAGAGAUGACGAAGACUGUAGAUGAAGCAGAGAAUGAUGAAGAUGAGGAUGGUGAAGAGGUUGAUGACAAUGACAGUGAUUGGGAAGAACCUGCCUCAAAGAAGUUUAAAUGUGAUGAAUGUGAGAAAUCCUUCAACUCACAGAAAGGUUUGAAGAUGCAUCAGAGAUUGGUUCAUGUAGACAUAAAAAAAGAGCCAUCAAGCAGUGAGGAAGAAGAGAUAGUCAAGAAGAAAACGAAGGAAGGAAAGGGUGAAAGAGCCGAGUGUCCAGUGUGCAAGAAGACCUUUGUGAGUGUGCGUCAGUUGACUCGGCAUGAAUCCACACAUGCAAGUUGGGAUUGUCCACACUGCUCAAAGAGUUUCCGGACAUCCUGGAUUCUCAAAGAACAUCUCAACACGCACACAGGAGAACGCCCUUACAAAUGUACCCAGUGUGAAAAAACCUUCGGGAGCUAUGGAGGUCUGAGACGACACAAGAUCAUCCACCAAGGUACCAAGCCAUACAAAUGUGAUCUGUGUGAUAUGAGAUUCAGUGAUGCCUCAUCGUUGAAAAGCCAUAAGAAACGCCAUGCAGGUGACAAGCAGGUGGAAUGCGAUGUUUGUCAGAUGAAGUUUUACACUGGGUUUCAGAUGAGAACCCAUCGACUGACACACGGAGGACAGGACCACAAAGAAGAGAAGCUCCUGCGAUGCGAUGGGUGUCCCAAAGCAUUCCUUAGCCCGAGCAGUUUGGAAAAACACAAAAUAUCAGGUAAAUGUGGAAAGCAGUUCUCCUGUCCUUUCUGCUCUGAAACAUUCCUUUACAAGAAAGAGAGAGAAAAACACAUGGAGACCCAUACCGAGUAUGUCACCAAAGAAGGCAAAUCAACAGAUAACACCAAGAAAUCUACAAACAAGAUCUUCAAGUGCCCAAUAUGCAAGCAGGAUUUUCCUAAUCUUCGUACCUUCACCAUGCAUAGCAAGAAACAUGGUAAACAAGGGAAAGUCUAUGCAUGUGAGGUGUGUAAUAAGAUAUUCUCUACGUCUGUCAGUCUAAAGUAUCACAUGAAGCUACAUACCGGUCAAGGUCCCAAGUGCUCCGUGUGUAACAAAACCUUCUACAACGCCAAAUCACUCAGGAGGCAUGAACGCAUACACACCGGCCAAAAACCUUUCAAGUGUGGUUUUUGCGAGAAGUCUUUCAGUGACCAGAGUGCGUGUGCGUCACAUAUGAGAGUGCACUCUGCGGAGAAACCCUUCAAAUGUUCGUUCUGUGAUAAAGGGUUUCGUCAGAAAGGACAACGUACAAUGCAUGAGAAGAAAGUCCAUAGGAAAGGAAUGGAAGACAAGGGAGAGAUUCAAAGCUCUGAAGAUACUGGUCUCAAGAUGGUGUAUAGAUGCCGUAUCUGUAAAAGAGAGUUUGAGGAGAAGGAAGAGCUGAUUAAACAUAAAGAAACCCACGAAGAACUGAAUAAUGAAGAGGAAGAGAUGAUCCCUAUGCCAGCUAAGGUAACCAAAGCAAAGAAAGAGGUGCAGACAUUCAAGUGUGAUAUAUGUGACCAUACAUUUGCCCAAAAGAGUUACCUAGUGCGUCAUCAAAGGGUACACACUGGUGAGAAACCAUACGGCUGUUCCCUCUGCGAUAAAAGGUUUUCUGAUAAGACCUCCCAACGUCGGCAUAAGUCCAUCCAUACGGGAGCAAAGCCAUUCUUAUGCGAUCUUUGUGGCAAGUCUUUUCGGGACAAAUCAUAUCUGAAUCUUCACAAGCGGAUGCACUUAGGAGACAGACCAUAUGAAUGUAACAUUUGUUCUCGUAGGUUUGUACGGCAGAACUUCCUCAAUGCUCACAUGAAACUUCAUCAAGGUAUCAAACCAAAAAAGCCUCCGCAGAAAAUAUUCACUUGUGAUAUCUGCAACAGAGUCUUAAGGUCUAAAUCAAGUUAUUAUACACACUUGAGAAUACACACAGGUGUGAAGCCAUUCUUGUGUACUUUUUGUGGCAAGGCCUUCCCAACCAAACCUCGUCUUGUCAACCAUGUACGUGUGCAUACGGGAGAGAAACCGUACGUGUGCGAUGUCUGCAAUAAAGCCUUCACAGAACCUGGAACACUCAGAAGGCAUAAGAUCAUCCAUACUGGGUUGAAACCUUACAAAUGUGGAACAUGUGAUCGAGCAUUUGCAGACAAAAGUGCCCUUAACUCUCAUGUUAAAAUGCAUACAGGUGAGAAGUCACAUUCCUGUGAAGUAUGCGGGAAGAUGUUCUGGACUGCUACUAAUAUGAGAGCGCAUGCUAAGACACAUCGGAAGAAGACGCUCUUUGAAUGCGGCGUUUGUCAGAAACAAAUCCUUGGACAAGAGAACUUGACAGCUCAUUUAGUUGAGCAUGAAGCAGAACAGCGUGUCGCAUCUCAGGCUUUAGCUGAAACCAUGAUGGCUGCACAGGUUAUGAUGGACAAUGUCACAGAGGUUGUUAUCCAGGAAGAUGUUGUCACGACUGAAAACACAGAAUUCCAGUGUGAAAUCUGUGAAAAGUUCUUCAAGACUAAGAAAACUCUUCAGAAACAUAAGGUCAUACACGAUGAGGAGAAGCGCUUUGAGUGCGAGGUCUGUCAUAAACGCUUUGCCAGGAAAUCUUACUUAGUUAGCCAUUCUACGAUCCAUACCGGUGAGAAGCCAUAUACCUGUGAGGAUUGCGGAAGACAGUUCAGGGAUCGUAGCUCUAUGAAGCGGCAUAUGAAUACACAUAGAGGAGUAAAGCGUUAUGAAUGUAAUGUAUGUCAGAAACAAUUUACUGAUAAGAGUGCUGCUAAUAUUCAUCUUAGGAUACAUACCGGUGAAAAACCUUAUGAAUGUUAUGAAUGUAAGAUGUGUUUCACACAAAGUGGUCAUCUUGUAGAUCAUAUGAUCAAAAACCAUUGAUGAAUGCCUUAUCACAGUUCAAGUAAAUGGGAAAUCAAUUAGAAAUGCAGGUAAUCUUACCCAAUUUGAAUAUUUAGGUACUGCAGAAAUUUGUUUGACUUAGGUGAGACAUACGACUUAUGGUAUGUCAGUUUAAGCAAGUUUGCACUGACGUGGGCAAAUAUUUGACUUAUGGAUGAAUGUUCAGCUAAUGGAAUGUCAAUUAAGGCAUGCUAACCUGUAGUCUCGUAUUGAUUUGACCAUGGUGAUUAUUCCAAUUAUGGAGAAUUUGUUUUAACAUGCAGGUAAUCUGUAUUAUUUUUCAGCCAUUGAAAAUACCUUUUUUUGUAUAUAAACUAGGGGCGGAUUAUUAUCCCCUAUUUCUAUCAAUUCCUUGACAGUGGCCUCCCUGUAUACUUACCAAGUUGAGAUAGAUAUGACUUCUCAUGUAACAUUUAUUCUUCUCCAUUAAAAAGUAUUUAUUUUGAGUGAUUUUUUUUUCUUCAUCCCCAGGUGGGUUUUUGGUAAAUCUUUUCCUAAGUUAUGAUGAACUUUUACAAACAACUGGUGACCUAUCUUAUCUUGUAAAUGAUACGUCUUAUAUUGAUCACAUUCCUAAGAAAGGUCAUCAAUUGGUCGUACAGUCACUUGUACUUCCAAACAGCUUUAUGAAACACCCACCUUGGACCUAUUGCAUAAAAGUUACUAUCAUGGUAACUUUGCCAUGCAAUGGUAACUACCAUGGUAACACUGAUCAACAGCCAAUCAGAAUCAAGGAUUCCAUGCAGGUUACCAUUGAUCUUUUCUUGUGGUAAAUGGUAUACACCAAAAUGUUCAUUGGCGAUGGUUUAGCGUGUAUAAAGAAAGGUUCACUAGUUCUUAAAGUUGCUCUGAACAGUUUUAUGAAACACCACCCUGGUUUGAUUCCUAAUCCCAUCUAAGUUUAACUUCUUUGUUUGGGGUUUUUGUUUUGUUUUUGUUGGGUAAUGGUAUUGGCAAUGAAGUAAAAUAUCUUUUCUUAUUGAUAGUAUUUAGAUAUAAUAUUGAGUGUGUACAUAAUUCUUCUGCUAGUUUAUUUUAAAUGAUUUUUUUUGUAUAGAUUUGAUGUAUCUUAUGUUUCUAUUGCAUAAUUUAUUGAAUAUUGAUUGAUGAGGUUCUUUCUCACAAGCUUGCAUCACACAAUGAAACCAAUUGACUAUAGUGUAAAGAUCGGUUAUUAUCUUUUGAAUCUGAAAGAGUAUGGUACCCUCAACACAUCAUUGAUGUGUCCAUCAUAAUACAUUGUAUGUAGUCUUGGUUUCUGCUACUAGUAUACUCGUGUAUUGCUUUUUAAAAUCUCAUUGAUAGAUACGAGGUACAGAGUACCGAAGGGAUGACAUCAGUUGCCAUGGUGUCAUGGCGGCCUGGUUCUACACAAAUGAACCCGCCGAAUGGAAACAUGUGUUUCUCAUAGGAGAAAAUGGCUGCUAUCAGAAUUUGAUCGCUUGAAACCUAUCUUUCAGACAAGCCAAAGUCAUUUGCAAAUACAAAUGUGUACAGACGAUCCUCAGCUGUAACUCUGUUUAGAACCAGCCCGCCAUGACUCCAUGGCAACCGACGUCACACUUCAGUACUCUAUAGUGCCUCCCAUGAGCAUUUUCUAACCUAUAUAGUCAGCCAUUACUUACCACACGUAACUGAGAAUUUAAAGAUAAAUCAAAAUAGUUGCAAUAAACACUUAUUUCACAAGAAUGUCUGUAAAACCAAACUUGACUGUCACUAUAUCAUGUGGAACCAGAGCUGGUACAGUUACAUCAACUGAACUUUGAAAAAAAAAAAAAGGACUUUGUGUACAUGAACAACACAGAUUAGCCCAUGUGGGAGAAUAAGUUACUUCAUGGACAAUUUUGGUCAAAUGACCUUUCAUUUCUUUCAUUAUGAUAGGCAGAUUUCAAAGUAAGAUAUUACGUAAACAUGCCUUACAUAGCAGGAUGAAGAAUUUGAAUAGACCAGGUGACAAGAUAGCACACCAAUGAACACUCUAAGGUACUUGUUGCAUUUCUAAUUUAAAUGCAUAUUAUAGCGUGUUGUACAAUGUACUGGCAAAUUGUGAAAUACCAGUCAUUCGUUGACGCAUUGUUGUUUUUUGUGGAUGUAAAUGAAAAACACAAUUCAAAAGAAUAUAUUAAUAAUCAAAACAUUAAAGUUGGUGCUUAUCUCAUUAAGUUUUAAACCACCAUGUCACUUUAGUACAAAUGACCUUCCUCUGAUCAUGCGCAGAGUGGAACUACGAACUGGCUUAUUUUCAUUGCUUGGAAAAUACCCAACAUUUGACUUGAAUCCCAUGCUUAUUUUUAAUUAUUUCUCAGCAAUUACACCUUAUAUUGCAGAAUCCUUUGAUAUAUAUGCAAACGGGCACUUGGUGGUAAUUUUAUUGGAUUGUGUAUGAACUCUAUUGAAAUCGAGGCAUUUAUGUAUGAAGUAUGCCUUAAAUCUUUAUAACACACCCUAAGUAUAAGUUAUUUGAUUGUUUUCAUCCACAUUGUAAUAUAAUAAAUUGAUUUAUUACUGCAAA
Lytechinus pictus (painted urchin) is the source of this 7366-nucleotide messenger RNA. RefSeq names its product zinc finger protein 62 homolog. Bases 118 to 4833 code for a protein of 1571 amino acids. Gene Ontology annotation, molecular function: DNA-binding transcription factor activity, RNA polymerase II-specific; RNA polymerase II cis-regulatory region sequence-specific DNA binding. NCBI's taxonomy places the organism in Eukaryota, Metazoa, Echinodermata, Echinoidea, Temnopleuroida, Toxopneustidae. Gene Ontology annotation, biological process: regulation of transcription by RNA polymerase II. The transcript has 6 exons. The record is from RefSeq and is a predicted model, not a curated record.